UUCUUAUAUAUAAAUAACGAAAUCUAACGAAGUAAAAUGAUAUAUUGGCUCAUAUUUUAAAAUAAAAUAGAAACUGGAGGAAAUAAAGGCCAAUAAAACGAGCAAAGAUGUUGCAAUAUAAUUACAUAAUUUUAUUUGUUAAUAUUAAAGCUGUUUUUUUUUUCAAUUUCUUUAAAAAAAAGAGUCUACUGUAAGUAUGACUCUUUCACAAUGUAACUAAUAGUUCUACAAUCAUAUAUUUAGUUUUUUCGUUAUCGAAUGACUCUAAACUCUCUUAAAUGUUAAUGUUAUAUGUAACUAAUAGUUCUACAAUCAUAUAUUUAGUUUUUUCGUUAUCAAAUGACUCUAAACUCUCUUAAAUGUUAAUGUUAUAUGUAACUAAUAGUUCUACAAUCAUAUUUAGUUUUUUCAUUAUCGAAUGACUCUAAACUCUCUUAAAUGUUAAUCAUGUUUAGAAAAGAAUAGUAUAUAUGUAUGCUACAUUAUAUUCAAAUUUAUAUGAAUUUAUAUAAAUUCAUAUUCUGGAUAAAUCUCAUAAAAUCGAGACAUAUGUGGCGAAUCGAAUUCGGGACCGUCGAUCACAAAUCAACGUACUGGCGCACUGUGCCAUUCGCGUUACCCCGCUUCGUUAUCAAAUAAAAUUAUGUAGUCAUAUUGCGGCAUCUUCGUUUGCUCACUUUAUUGGCCCUUAUUUCCUCCAGAAAUCUAGCAAAUAGAUUCCCAUUAAGUGCUAUCAUGCAGAACGAAAGGAUUCUUGCGUGUCAAAAAGAAAGAAAGAGGACGAACUUAUUAUUGAGCUCUCUCGUUAUCGUCACGCGUGACGGUCUUUUAUCAACUGCAUGACACAACUGAACAAACGAGAUACUUUUGAGAAAUGAAAUCGUGACACCUUUCAGCCGAGCGUAUUUCAACGUAGUCCGUCGAAAUAAUCUUUAUGCAAACUACGCAAAAAUGUCAAGAUGCCAGAAUUAGCCGAUUUACGUUCCACCUCGUGACACAUACCUUCUGAGAGACGCGACGUUGCCUCGCCCAUCGAUUCGUAAACACCCGUAUGUCGCGAGACAUUUCAAAUUCUUUCGUUCACGAACGCCUAAUAUUAUAUGUUCUCAUUCACUCAGGACGUUUAUCUUAAGAGCCGAGAUCUCUUAAAAUACUCAAUGCUGAAAAUCAAAACAAUUCGCAUUCCAUGUGAAAUACUUUUUAUCUCAAAUCUAUCGAGAAAUGUCUAUGAUUGACAGCCAGCAGAAGCUGGACACACGGUACAUAAACGACGCAGUAGAUAAAUAUCGACUUUCUAGGUAAUUGCGAUGUUCUCUUAUCGAAUCUACUCGACGUAGGAAAAAAAAUCCACGUGUUUCAUUUCAAAUAUCACGUGAAGAGAUACAGUGCCCGAUAUUCGAUUCUGAACUUCGGCGGGGAAGUGCGCCGACGAGGACGGAAAGAGUUAGAAAAGAAUAGGAGGGACCGAGGGUAACCGCAUUAGCCGAUGAUACGAUGUGAAAGGUGCAGUUAAUGCAACUGCAGUCGGCCGAAGAGAUGUUGACGUUGAUCGGUGGUCUGAUCGUCGCCUAUUUCGUCUACGUUCUCAUCUCGAGGAAAAAUGACAAACCAUCUACGGAUCCGCCGGCUAUGGCGCACGCGGCGCUCAGAGAGAUCGUCGAGCGAGCCGUCGAGGAAGCUCGGAAGUUACCGGGAUUGAAUGCGUCCUCCGCGGAGGACGCAGAGCCUCCUCUAGAUGGGCGCGUCGCCGCGGACGAUAAUUACGAGGAUCUUCUCGCCACCGCGAUCCUCAAUAAGGUCAUCGAGAGAUACCAAAGGGAACGGGUCGACGGCAACAGCAACGUCGUGCACGACACAGAUUCGCCUAAAGCAAAGUAUACCGCAAACGAGAGCGAGCACGGCCUUGAGGAAGACGCGGCGAGUUACGCGUCCGACCGUCUCGAGUGCAACGGCGAUCACGGCGCGUCGAUCAGGCGGAAUGAAGAUGGUCGGAAACCGGUGUCCUUUACGAUGGAAGAGAGGAUAGAGGAGGUAACCACGAUCACGUCGGACGAUGACGAACUUCGUGACAACGGCGUCUUGGAAUUUGGAUGCACCCGGCGUGUACCGUUUCCGGAAUACGGGAUGGACAUCGUUGACCCUCCGCGAGAAUUACCCUCGCCGUCGCCAUCAUCGUCGUCAGAUUCUUCGGAUUUAAAUCGCAACGAAUAUCCGGUCAGGACGAAACGUCACGCCGCUGGUCGCACGAUGGAUAUAAUCUCGCCCAUCGAGUCCUGGGAGGACAACUGGCUGUUCCAGAAGAAGAAGCACUCCCGAACGCAGCCGGACGCGGUCGCUAUGCUGGUACCGAGCUCGAACGCGUACUACAAGGCUCUGAUCGGCGACCGGGAUGCCGAGGACACGUCCGACCUAUCCGAGUGCUCGUCCACGAAAUCCGACGAGGAGAUCGAAAAGGAACUGAUGGAGGCGAUCAACAACGUGAUUCCGAGGACUCCCAGGGUAUCCGAAAGCGACGCGGCAAAUAUCCAGACCGAGGGCAAUCAGGAGGAAGCAAACAUACCGACAACUCAACUCGGAAAGGAUGAAGUCGACACCUGCCAAGCGAAAAAGAAAACUGAAUCGAACGUGACUGUCUGCGAGGGUUUCGAUGGGACAAAUCACGAGGGAUUCUCGAAGCUCUCGGAAAUAUCGAAGAAGACAGUCGAGCGUGAAGAUGAUGAAGGGAAACGAAAUGAAAGUUCAUUUGCGUCGAUAACCGUGGCAACGGGAGACGAUAAAGCCAAAGAAAAGUCCAAGGAUACGACCGAGCGCGGCGAAAGGACGAUCGCGACUGUGGUGGAAAGUUCGGAGCAAAAGGAAAUAAAGAUGCAAUCUGAGAAAUCGAGUGAAAACAAGAGGAGCGAUCGAGGGGAAAACGUCGCCGACGAAAACGAAGAGCAACGGGAGAGCGAAUACACCGAGCACUACGACACGGCGAUCCAGAGACACCUGGACAGUUUAACGAAAGUCGAAGUUUACUCGGGAGAGAGUGAGACGGCCGUUGGGACGAGAAAAACGACGGACGAACAGCUCAGAAAAUCGGAGAACAAUUCGAUCGAGGGAACAAAAAGCGAACGUUCAGAAGCCGAAGUCCAAUUGUCUUAUGCAACGAUCGACGAGAAUCACGUCGACAUGACAAGUGAAAAUGAUCCAUUAAGCGCCCCUCCGCGGCCAGGCACAAUAGCGGAACGCGAGCACAAAAAAUGGGAAAACGCGCCGCCGAUCGAAAACAAUCCCUACAGCGAGGCGAACAUACGAAAGCGAUGCUUGGAGAGGCAGUAUUCGAGAAAUUCGGACAUUCCAGGAACCCAUUACGAGUUAACAAAGCUGAACGAAGUGAAUCUGGAGAUUCCUCCGCUCCUGACACCCGAUCGAACGGACAUUAAGCGAUUCGGCAGGGAUUACUACAUCAACCAAUCGAAGGCGGCCAGUGGAGAACGGCUGCAGGAACGGGCCAGGUCGGCGAUGUCCUCGAUGUCGAGCAGACCGAGCAGCUCGCUGUCCCAGCAGUCGAGCUGCGCCGGCGACGAGCAACACGAACGACAGGAAGAAGAACCUACGCCCAAGGAGACCGACGACGAUGUUUCGGUCCUGCAAGAGGACAAAGAGGAUACGCCGGCCUCGUGGCGCAGGAACAACGCCGAGGUAAUUAGUCCCGAAACGGAUAAUCGCGCCGUGAAUUCGCGUGCUCCCGUCGACAACGGCGACCGUCAGAAAGUCAGAGGCGAGAAAGACGACGCGCCCGAUGAGACGACGUGGACGAGCCGCACGGACGACAUUCUGGAGGAUCAGAGGAAAAACAGCAAGAACGAGAUUAACGCCAAGCUGAACAAUCAGGAGCAGCAGGGUGUCGAGGUCGAGCGCAAGGACGACAAGGAGCGUACGAAGGUGCGCAGGAUCGACCUGAAGGCGUACGGUUUCGAGAACGAGUUCUCGGAUCAGAAGCCCGUCCGGCAACAGAGAAUGGUGAACAGGCUGGACCUGAGCUCCUUCGGCUACCAGGACGGCCUGCGUCGCGCACACUCCAACAAUCAACUGGAUCAGCCAGCGUUGCGGAACAACGAGAAAUCAAACUUGACGAGACGCGCGUACAAAGCGUACCUUCACACGCUGCUCGACGCGCCGAGAUCGCUCGGCGGCUGCAAGGAUUUCGCCAAGAGCUCGAGGGGGCUCAACGAGCUGCGGGACGAGGUCGAGGAGACGAACUCGCGGCUAAUGUCCGCCAAGUCGUUGCCGAACGUCGCCGACGACGUGUGCUAUUACGCGAAUCCGGUCUACGUGAACGACACUCAGGACGAGCUGACCGCGAGGAAUCUGCUGGAUCUCGCAACGACGGAGGAACGCGACGCGAUCGUCGAGGACGACGUCUCACUGCUGAACGAUUCCGACGAAAUCUCGUCCGACGUCGACCGUACUUUCGAGGCUAUAUAUAUCAGGACCAAGACUCAGUCUCGGGAGACCGACGAAGAGCUGCGGGUGUUGCCCUCGGUGAAAAGACUCGCGGAAGCGUUCGGCAGACGGCAGACCUCCGAAAUAGCGACUGCCGUGCCCGCGAAAGUGGUGAAAAUCGAUGACGCCAAGGACAGAUCGUCCAUCCCCGAGAUACAGAUAGUCGAGACACCCAGGCAGAUGCACAGCUUGACGGCCAGAUCUCUUUCGAAGGAAUUUCGCGAGGGGCUGCGUCAAACGCCUGGAAAGUUGACGUCGCCGCCCGUCAGCCGGUCGCUGAUAGAAGAGCGAGCGACGAACCGAACGGAAGUCGUGCGAUCAAAACAAGAGGGCAACGACAUCGCCGUGAUCUCGCCCGGCAAGCUCAAAUCGAACAUUAUAUUUUGGGAGCAAAUGCAGAAAAAAAAUUAAACAGUAUUCCGAUAAAUGCCUAAUCGUUGCGGUAUUCUAAUUUUUAUAUACGAGACAGAUAGAAUAGAAAAUUAAUUUGGUCGUGAAAUCAAUUUUGUAUGUAUAUAAAAAAUAUAAAUUGGAAAUAUAUCGCGCGUAAAAUAUAUCGUAAGAAAACUCAUUGUCAGUAUGAAUUUAUACGAUAAAAUCAAGUCAAGGAGUUAAUUUGAAGAAAUAGCUAAGUAAUGUAAAUAUAAUAACUUGGUGGGAGCCGUUACCACGUCUCCUGAUUAUUGCGGGGUUCAAUGGCAAAUAAUAGUUAUUAGAGUUACGGUGAGAAAUCGCUUUAAAGUCAAGAGGUUUAUCGUCGAUAUUCGCACAUUCGUCGCGAUCGAUUUUGUAUAUUUGUAAAUGAUUUAUGUGCGUAGGAUUUUGCGCAUUUUUAAACCGAGUGGAAAUCCCGAGUGGGAACUAUGACUUCAUGCAAAGUCGAGUCGAACGUUACACUUUGGAGACAGCAUUUAUAAAAGAAGUUAAUUACUACUUAAUUAAGAGUUAAUUUGCAUUUAUAUAUACACACACACAAAGUCGCCAGCGUUGCUAUCCUUGCGAGCGGCAAGGAUAUGUUAAUGUCUGCAUCGAAAGAUAUAAUAGUUCCUUAGUGUAAAUUGAAUUUUGAGGCGUUGUAUGUUAUAUGGUAGAGUAAAUAAAUUUUUCUCGCCGCGAGCGAUAACAGGAAGAUAGCUUUACAUUAGAGAUGUAAUGAAAUUUGUGCCAAAUGGCAUCGCGAAACGACACGUUGAUAGCCAAAGAAAGCGUUGCGAACAUCGUGUUCGAGAUAAGAGACAAGUUAACCUUUUUUCUGCUUUGAUUUAUAUUUUAAAAAGCGUUAUUUCCAAAAAAUAUUGUUAAGUAUAAAAAAAGUUAUUGAAAAAA
This is a messenger RNA of Wasmannia auropunctata (little fire ant), 5814 nucleotides long. RefSeq lists its product as uncharacterized. The transcript is spliced from 13 exons. The record is from RefSeq and is a predicted model, not a curated record. The coding region runs from base 1513 to 4899 and encodes 1128 amino acids. NCBI's taxonomy places the organism in Eukaryota, Metazoa, Arthropoda, Insecta, Hymenoptera, Formicidae.